Girardinichthys multiradiatus is the source of this 2255-nucleotide messenger RNA. It is a transcript of the gene stard15, whose product is annotated as StAR-related lipid transfer (START) domain containing 15. NCBI's taxonomy places the organism in Eukaryota, Metazoa, Chordata, Actinopteri, Cyprinodontiformes, Goodeidae. The transcript has 7 exons. The record is from RefSeq and is a predicted model, not a curated record. Bases 588 to 1373 code for a protein of 261 amino acids. Gene Ontology annotation, molecular function: lipid binding.
UCUCAGAGCUGCUGAUCAAGUGGUCUAAUUUACAAACAGCACCUGAAAGCACUUCACAGAUCCUUCCCUGCAAGAUGAGUUACUCUGAACCUGAUCUGAUUGAUUGAUUGAUUGAUUGAUUGGAACUUAUUGUAACCACACACAGUAUAAACACAGACUGAUGAAGCUGUAGCUGUUCCAUCUUCUCCAGGUCUGAGGACUUCAGUCAAAUUCAGAGGUGUGAUGGGAAGGAGUUUUCACCUGAGCCAGGAGCUAGUUUUACAGCAGAGUGAGAGCUCUGCCUUGUUAGACCUAUCCGUGCAGAAGGAUAAAAGCUGCUGCAUCACCUCAGACCCGAACCUGUACCCAUAGUGGUUCAGUCUGUAGUUCCUGUCCGGUUCUCCUCAGAUCUACACAAGGAUUAGCUCAGCCUGAAGUCCUCUUCUCUGAUCCGGGUCGAAUCACUCUCGUUUCAGUUAAAUUCAAACUAGUUUAUAGACUCGCCCCAGGACCAGCUGCUGGUUUCUAUAGUCCAGUUCUCCUUAGACAUCCUCCUCCGGUCCGGUUCUGCUCGGAGUUCCGGAACCAGGCGGUUUGACUGAUUGGAGAUGCCGGUACGGAUCCCCGACGACUCAGACUUCUCGUCUUUUAAGGAUCAGUGUCUAAGUACGGACGGAUGGAACAGCCGCUACAACAAGAGCGGAGUAACGGUGUGGUGCCGGGAGGAGGACAGCAGUUCGGUCCAGAAGAUCAAGAUGAGGAUCAUGUGCAAAGACGUGAUGGCAGAGACGCUGUACGACGUCCUCCAUGACACCAGCUACCGUAAGAAGUGGGAUACCAACAUGAUUGACACGUACGACAUCGGCAGGCUGACGGUCAACGCAGACGUAGGAUAUUACUCCUGGAAAUGCCCAACUCCUCUGAAGGACAGAGAUUUUGUGACGAUGAGGUCUUGGCUUCCACUCGGCAACGACUACAUGAUCAUCAACUACUCCGUCAAACACCCGCAACAUCCUCCUAAAAAAGAUUAUGUCCGAGCAGUGUCUCUGCUGACCGGCUACCUGAUCCAAUCCAACAGUUCCACCAGCUCCACUCUCUACUACCUGACCCAGGUGGACCCCCGAGGCUCUUUACCAAAGUGGGUUGUUAACAGAGUAUCUCAGUUCGUGGCUCCGAAGGCCAUGAGGAAGAUCUACAAGGCAUCUCUGAAGUAUCCGGAGUGGAAGCGGAAACACAAUCCAACCCUGAAGCCAUGGAUGUACCCAGAGCAGAACACGCUGCCCUCUGUCAGCCUGGCGGAUCUGACGCUGCAGCGAGCCGACUCUCUGGAGAACAUCGACGAAAGCGGUGUGAGGGAAGAGAAGGCGCAGCACAGCGACGACGAGGAGACUUAGACUGUCCUCAUACUCUCAGCAGGACUGUCCAUCUCUUCCCUACUGUUUGUUGGUUUGUUUGAUCACCUCCAGUUAAGCUGGAAAAGUUUCCCACUGACAGCGAAUGUCUCGCGGUCCUUCAGUUUCUGUCACUCUCAUCUUCCUGGACUUGAUGUUUACAAGGAAACCUUCUAUCCACAGACUGACCUCUGACUGUCUACACACCAUCCACUGACUGAUCCCAGAAUAUCUUCACAUUGAAUACGGACUGUCCACAAACUGACUAUAGGUUGUCCACAGCUUAUCUAAAGAUUGUCCAGACUGUCCCAUUCGUGCUAUGUCCACAGAUUGACUAAAUGCUGUCCUCAGACUUUUCCUCUCCAGUCUUCUUUAAGGGUCUCAGUUUUUGGCCUUUUAUGAUCACAGCUUCUAAAGCUUUGAUCCCUAAACAGCAGAAUCUAAAAGAUUUCCAGAUGUUUGUUCCAGGUGUUCUAUUGAAGCUUUGUUUAGAUGUUACUCCUCCUAGAUUGUAGUUUCUGAUCUAUAAUUAGCAAAUAAUUGGCUUUUUUUUACUCUUUAUUUUGUCAUUUUUCAGCAAGAUAAAAUAAACAAAAUACACAAAAAACAGAUAAAGAAAUUGGGAUGGCAAUUCUCAUUCACUUAAAACCAUUAUAUAAUGUUCCUUGAGCAGUGGCUGGCCAAUUUUUGCCAGAUCCAUUUAAUAAUUGGCUAUUUUACAGACCUUAUUAGAUUUUCUGUGAAAAUGAAUUCUUCAUUAAGUAAAACUGAAACAUCUAAAAAACUUUUUUAACCUUUUAGACCAAAUUAAAAUGUUAGAAAUGCUAAUUAGAAUGAUGAAAAAGAUCAAUAUGUGUGUGAUCAAUAAAAGUUCUUGUAACCCAG